CGCGCUGACACACACACACACACACACACGGAGAUAUUCAUCAGCAGGAUUCUCCGUUAAACAACAAGGUGUGGCGGAAACCGGGAGCGCGAGCCACAGUUUGGAGUGAUAGAUAUGAAGCGUGAACGUUUUAAACCUCCGGAGCCGGAUGAUCCGUUUUGCUGCUGCGACUGUGAAGAAUUGGACGAUGUGUGUGAAAGGUCAGAGACUCCUGUGUGUGGAUUGGGAGAAGCCGUCCCCUCUCUCCCGCUUUCUUCCCGGUCACAUGGACCUCUCCGUUCUCCCUCCCAUGGUUCUACUUCCUGUUCUGCUGCGUGUAGCAGCGCUGCACUGCAUGCUGGGAGUGGUGGUCCUGACCGCGCUUCCUGUCCUGGUACUCUGGUAUUACUACGUCACUCACCGCAAAAAGAGACGCACGCUGUUCUUCCUCACGCUCGCCCUUUUCUCCCUCGCCUACAUGUACUUCCUGUUUAUCACCGAGAUCCUGCCCCGGGGCACUGUGGGUACUCGACAGGUGGUUACCGUGACGACUGGCAUGAUAAUGACAUUGGUCUCUCUUGCGCGCACAAAACGCGGGCCCGGCUUCGUGCGAGCUGAUCCUACCUGUCCGGUUUCAUGCAGAGGCGCCACCCACUGUAAUGGAGUCAGCCAAUCAGAGAGUCCAGGGGGUAAGAAGUGGUGUCCUGUAUGCCGAUUGGUGCGACCUGAGAGGGCGGGGCACUGCAGGAUCUGCGGGGAGUGUGUGUUACGCAUGGACCAUCACUGUGUCUGGAUUAACUGCUGUAUAGGACAGGCCAAUCAUAAGCACUUCCUGUUGACGCUCCUCCUCUUCCUGAUGACAUCACUAUACGGGAUCAGCAUGGUGCUGAGAAGUGUGUGUCCACGGCAGAGCAUAUUCAUCGCUCCACUCUACUGCCCAGGAGUGUACACUCAGUACAGCACUGCGCUGUGUUUCACCUGUGUGUGGUACAGCUGUAUAGUGACAGGUGCGCUUUGCUACCUCCUCGUCCUGCAGCUGGUUAACGUGAGCUGUAACGUGACGGAGCGCGAAGUCCACAUCGCCUUACGCAACCGGAUCGCGCGCUCUCGCUACUUUGGCAUCGUCGUGGAAACGGGUACAUACACACGUGGCUUUGUGCACAACUGGAUCGAGUUCCUGACUAUGAACACACACCAUGGGGCCUUACACACUCACACACACAACGUAUGACCCACAAACAAACGUGUGCCGUUUAUACUUCCUAUACACACUUUUAUACAGGGAAACUGCAGCCGUGCAUUCUGGGUAAAGUGCAUGCACUGAUGUCACUCGAGUGUUUAAAUAAGGCUCAGGAUAUUUACAAACAUGGACAAGCACACACAGACACACGUACAGUACAGUCUUGUUAUGCACUCAGGUGAAUUUAUACUUUCGAACAUCAACAACUCAAACUUUUUCCUAAACUGAGGCCAAAGACAGAAACAGCAGGAGGUUCAAUAGUUUAUGUAUUACAAGCCAUAUUUAAAUUCUAAUAUUAAGCAAUAUAAACACAAUAUCACAUCCUACAGCAUUUUACUGUAGCAGUUACACAGUAUAUAUACAGUGGAACCUCAGAUUGUGAGUAACACGGUUUGUGAGUGUUCCGCAAGACGAGCAAAGAUUUUUAAUACUUUUUGACUUGGAAAACGAACAAGUCUUGGUUUACAAGUACCGAGUAUCAUGUAUCACGCAUGCGCUUCUUGUUUUGAUGGCGAGCGUGAUCAUAACUGAGCCAACGUUUGUUUUGCGUCUGUAUGCGAGUGUGUACAGUGUGCGUGUAAAGCAAAAGCAAGUCUCAUUAGAGAGGGUAAAGAUCCAUUUUGAAAAGUUCCACUGUCUGUAUCAGCUGCUCUUUGUUUCUGUGUGCACGCACGUCAUUGGACACCGUGCCACACACACACACACACACACACACACACACACAGACCCCUCCUACUUUUGCCUUCACAGACACACACACACACUCUCUGCUCUACACAGAAACACUGCUCUGUCACAAUGCUUUUCAAAGGUAAAGUGCAGGUUAAUUUAAUUUAUUUUUACUUUACAGAAGUGAUUUCGUUAGUGUGUUGCUCAAUCGAGUGGUAUUAGAGAGAUUUCUUGUUAAUUUUUUUUAUAAAACAGUGUUUCCGUUGUGUGUGUG
Messenger RNA from Clarias gariepinus (North African catfish), 2162 nucleotides. RefSeq names its product palmitoyltransferase ZDHHC23-A-like. Lineage: Eukaryota; Metazoa; Chordata; Actinopteri; Siluriformes; Clariidae. Bases 149 to 1210 code for a protein of 353 amino acids. Gene Ontology annotation, cellular component: endoplasmic reticulum; Golgi apparatus. Gene Ontology annotation, biological process: peptidyl-L-cysteine S-palmitoylation; protein targeting to membrane. The transcript is spliced from 5 exons. Gene Ontology annotation, molecular function: protein-cysteine S-palmitoyltransferase activity. The record is from RefSeq and is a predicted model, not a curated record.